This is a messenger RNA of Oncorhynchus gorbuscha (pink salmon), 5235 nucleotides long. Its product is annotated as rab11 family-interacting protein 3-like. The record is from RefSeq and is a predicted model, not a curated record. NCBI's taxonomy places the organism in Eukaryota, Metazoa, Chordata, Actinopteri, Salmoniformes, Salmonidae. Bases 1515 to 4847 code for a protein of 1110 amino acids. Gene Ontology annotation, biological process: endocytic recycling; regulation of cytokinesis. The transcript has 13 exons. Gene Ontology annotation, cellular component: midbody; endocytic vesicle; recycling endosome membrane. Gene Ontology annotation, molecular function: calcium ion binding.
GCUGCUGAUGAAAUUGUGAACGGCCUCUGUUGUAGCUAAAUAUUGGCAACAUAUUUUGUAUGUCUGACACAUCUCGGAGCAUCUUCUGACGGUCAUCAUGUCUUUGGAGUGCGUUGGGAUGGUAAAUACAUUUCGAGAGGCCGGGAAUAGCAGAAGAAAUUUUAAGCAAACAGACUGAAUAUGUUCCUGACACAGGUGGAUGAUUCUUGGAAUAACGUUAAAUUAGCUAUCUUGGAUUCGAAACGUAUGGAGAAAAACACCAAACGCAGAUGUAAAUUAGAAUGAUUGACAAAACGAAUAAACCAACUUUACUGGGAAGAUUACAUUUGACAAAAUGUCCUCAUAGCCAGUCCAAUUUAGUUUCAGAAUCAGAGAUUGACCAUUUGGCUUGUUAGCUAGUUAACGUUUGCUCGCUAAUUAAAGCGUCCUUCAAGAUAUUAGAGUGGGGAUGUUUGGAAGCGUUAAGUCAAUGUUAUUAAACAUGUCAGUCAGUAAGCAAGCCCAACUAUUUCAAUUGGGCAUGCCUUAUGUAAAAAGAGUCAAGCGUUGUUAACUAGCCAAGUUAGCUAGAAAGCUAUUUAUUUACUCACUCCAAGGUUGGCGUAUUUUCAUCCACUGGCACGCACUGUCAAGUACAACGUAAAUCGCAUUGGCUAAAAGCUAGCUGGCUAGCCUGUUACAAUGGUCACACUUUGCAACCAAAUUGUGGAUAAUUUUUUGGACCUUGUUAGCACAUGUUAACUAAUUAAAAUAACUUUAACGCAUUCGUGGUAUUUAUUGCAUCCAGUUUAUAACAUGAAACUCAUUUUAUAACUAAUUUAACUGAUGUGUUAGGCAGUCAGUUGUGUAAGCAAGAAGGUUCCCUCGCGUUAGUCCCAAUGCAAUGAAUGAGUGUUUUAGAUAACACGAUAAAUUGAUCAAGUCACUUACUAUUACAGGAACUCAUCUUUUUGUGUGUGAUAUCGCUUCACGUUUUUUUGUGAGUCAUAGCGACCUUUUAUGACGUUAGCCUGUUGUUGCCUCAUUGAUAUGUUGGUUCUUAGAACAUUUCUAUUUAGUUUUAUCGCUAUUUUGACAAGUCACAUGUCACCAAUGUAUUUGUUGAAUUCCAAAGUACAAAUCAAAGAUCAUAAUUCUAUGGAAUUAAUUAUAAAUAAAUCUGAAAAUGCAAAUGUCUAGUUGACAACAUUUAAAAAGUGCAUGCUUAGACGGGGUAAAUGAGUCGUGGAUCAUUUAGGUAACAACUAGGGCAAGUAGACAAAUCAAUAAAUAUGGGAAGUACACUGGUUUUAAGCACUAAGGUGUUUACACAGUGCUAAAAUGUCAUAAAUUCAAAACGAGACAGUGAAGGCAGGUGUUUUAUUUACCACCAUGCAACAUCUGACCAUGGAUCUCGUCAAGGAUGUUGUCUACCAUGUGUAGAAUAACAAUAUUGAAAUUGAGGAAGAAUUGGAUGUUUGCUUUGAAAUAAAUUAUAAUUUUCUAGUUUACUGGGGAAUUAGCUAUCUACUCAAAUGGAACAUACUCUGAUGUCUAACCCUCUGAGAUAUUCAGAGUGGGAUUCAGAAUGCAUACCCUCCCACGGAUUCCUCCUCAUGGAUUCAGACAAAGGAGCCAUGCUGCCUCAGAGAGAAAGUGAUCAGACAGGUUUGGAUUUCCAGAAAGUCAACCAGGGUGUUUCUCUAACCCUGGAAGAGCUUUUUCAGGAGAACGCCUUAAAUUUAGAUAGCCUUUUCAGGACCUCCACUUACUCUGGUGGAGACCAGAUCUUGCCCUGGGAGGGAUGUCAAUCUAAUCAUUCCCAAGAUGUCCCCCUGGGUAAACCAGCAGAGGUUUGUCUCAAAGACAAAAUUGAGGAACAAAACAACGUCAGUGACAGCCCACUACCUGGGCUGUUAUUCUCCAAAAUGGCUAAUUUGUUCAGGGACAUCUCAGCCCGCGACGAACAACAUCCACCUCUGGGUGACAGAGACCCUGUUACCUGUCACAGGGAGCUGAUAACCCUCAGUGAACAUCCUUCCACUGUGAAGGUUUCAGGUAGGACUCCAGAUACUAACACUGAGGCGUCCUCUUUGUUGAUAGUUCACCUCUUAUCUGAACACUCCCCUUUUCCCUCUGGCCCUGCUCCUUCAGAUGAGGUAAACCCACAAGGUGUCUGUGAGAAGCUUUUAUUUCCAUCUCUGGAUCAGGACAGAGGCAAACCUCCCUUGCAAGGUGGGGAGACUGUGCCACCUGAAAAUGGGGACAAAGGUUUAUUCCUAGGAGCUGUGACUAAUCGGCCCACAGUCAGUAACAUUGCCUCAGAAGGUUUACUUGAGAGCAGCCUCUCACACAACACCAUCCCUUUUGACCGCCCUAGCCUUUCUCCAGAGGUUCAGGUGGGAUCUUUGCUGGAUCUGGAAGUUCCCGACUGUGGCCCCAGCCUCUACCCUACUCAUCUCGACUCACCUACCUGCACAGGUGCUCCAUCAGAUUCAACUGCAGAGGAUUCAGAGCAGGAACACACGUUGGCUUCUACAAUCCUGACUCUCUCAGACCACAGAGGUGAGGGGGACACGGCCCUCCUGAACUCCUCACCAUUGAUUGAACCCCUGUUGCCAAAGGUACUCUCUGACAGAGAUGCUUCGAUCCUGGGUCACCUGCCAAGUGGCUGUAGCUCAGAUAAAAAUGGCUCCCAGGAUUUGAUGGAAGACAAAAUUAUCUUUGAUGUUACUAAACACGAGGGAGAGGAGGAAAUGGCUCUGGAUCAGUGCAAUACCUCAGAUGCGCUACGUGAUGAGGAAACUUGGGACUUGAAACUACCCGAGGCUAUACAGGGUGAUGGUAUUCCUGCUUUACAAACUGAACAGAGCGAUGAGGUAAGGUUGGCAGACUUGGACCUAUUUGCCAGAACCACAGAUAGUUUUGAUGGCCUGGUGCUGGAGAUGAAUGGUUCGUCUUCUGAGUCUGGAUGGACAAGUGAACAAGCAGUGGAGAAUCUGUCACUCUCUAAGAUGGUGGGCUCUGACUCCAUGCCUGUGGUUCCCAUAGUGAAUCAGAGAGAGGAAGACCCAUCACCUCUGAAGGUCGUGUUUGAUGCUCUGGACCAGGAUGGGGAUGGAUUUGUACGCAUUGAGGAGUUUAUGGAGUUUGCUGCUGCCUAUGGGGCUGACCAGGUGAAGGAUCUGACCAAGUUUCUGGAUCCUAGUGGGCUGGGGGUGAUCAGCUUCGAGGACUUCUAUCGAGGAAUCACGGCCAUCAGCAAUGGAAGUACAGAGCCCCAGCUCUACGAUGUGCACUUCAGCCCAGGGGACGGAGCAGUGGGCUGCCCAGAGGAGUACGAUGAGCAGAACGAGGUGACGGAUAGUGCCUACCUGGGCUCGGAGAGCACCUACAGCGAGUGUGAGAUGUUCACCGACGAAGACUCGGGAGCCCUAGUCCAGCCAGAGAUGCACGAGGAUGUAGAGACGGACAGUGGCAUCGACGCAACGCUGCACGACCCCGAGGACAGCCACAACAGGUUCUCCUUGAGCUCAGAGCUGCACAGCCUCUCCCUGGUGACAGUGAUCGGCACGGAGGAGGAGCACUUUGAGGACUUUGGGGAAAGCAACACCUCGGAGCUGCUGCUGGACACCACUGAGGAGGGGACAGAUGGAGAGGGAGACUCAUCCCACCUCCAGACUCUGGACCAGAACAACUGCUCCUCCCUGCUACUCUCUCCCAGCGCCCCAACUACUCUCCCUGCAAGCUUUCAGAGCUUCCUUAGGGAGGAGGCGCUGGACUUUUUCUGUAACCAAUGUCACAAACAAAUCUCUCGCCUGGAGGACCUCUCCACUCGCCUCAAUUUCCUAGAGAUGAAUAGCUCCAGCAAGAGGCUGUCCAGCAAGAAAGUAGCACGACACCUCCGGAACAGCUCCAUGACGCUGGACAGCAUGGGCGAACUGUCCCGGGACACACUGGAUCUGGCCGACACCGACAUCACUGAGAAGGUGCUCCUACUGGAGCGUCGUGCAGCAGAGCUGGAGAAGGACUCGGAGGCCAGCGGGGAGCAGCACACACGGCUCCGCCAGGAGAACCUGCAGCUGGUGCACCGGGCUAAUGCCCUAGAGGAGCAGCUCAAGGAGCAGGAGCUCCACACUGAGGACCACUUCCACCAGGAGACCCGCCGCCACAAAGACGCCCUCUCCAAGCUGGAGCGGGAGAUGAGCCUGGAGCUGGAGAACCUGCAAGCUAGGCUGCAGCAGCUGGAUGAGGAGAACAGUGAGCUGAGGUCCUGUGUACCCUGUUACCGUGCCAACAUUGAGAGACUAGAGGAGGAGAAGAGUAAGCUAGAGGAUGAGUUGGCGGAUGUGACUGAGAGGCUGAACGAGGAGCUGGAAACCCGCAGGAAGACGUCCGACAAGCUGACCCACGAACGCCACCAAAACCAGAAGGAGAAGGAGCACACGCAGGAGCUGAUUGAGGACCUGCGGAAGCAGCUGGAGCACCUACAGCUGUACAAGCUGGAGGCAGAGGCCAGGAGGGGGCUCUCUCCCAGUGCCGGGCUGCAAGAGUACCAGAGCCGCACCCGCGAGGCCGAGCUAGAACAGGAGAUCCGACGCCUCAAGCAAGACAACCGCAGUCUGAAGGAGCAGAACGACGAGCUAAACGGCCAGAUCAUCAACCUGAGCAUCCAGGGAGCCAAGAACCUGGUAACGGCCUCCUUCUCAGAGUCACUGGCGGCUGAGAUUAACUCUGUGUCCCGGGGAGAGUUGAUGGAAGCUAUCCGCAAGCAGGAGGACGUCAACUUCCGUCUACAGGACUACAUCGACCGCAUCAUUGUUGCCAUCAUGGAGUCCAACCCCUCCAUGCUGGAGGUCAAGUACUAGAGAUGGCCAUUUUGGAACAGGGUAGCCUGGCGGUCUCUCCGCCUCACUGGACUGCCAUACUGGGAGAGACUGGCUAAACACUUAAAGACUGACUGCUGGGAAUGACCACAAAUAUACAGUACCAGUCACAAGUUUGGACACACCUACUCAUUCAAGGGUUUUUCAAAACUAUGAAAUCACACAAAUGGAAUCAUGUUGUAUGUAAAAAAAGAAGUGUUAAGCAAAUCUAAAUAUAUUUUUGAUUUUAGAUUCGGCCUUGAUGACUGCUGUGCACACACUUGGCAUUCUCUCAACUACCUUCAUGAGCAAUGCUUUUCCAACAGUGUUGAAGGAGUACCCGCAUAUGCUGAGCACUUGUUGGCUGUUUUUCCUUCACUCUGCGGUCCAA